AUGGAGACUCGCUUCACCAGGGGCAAGUCUGCGAUUCUAGAGCGUUCGCUCGCCAGAUUCUUCUCUGAAAUGGUGCAGUACUGCCAGAGUCAGGUGUACUCCGCGUCAGGUCUGCAGGCACGCUUGGCAGACUUCGGUCAAGGCAUGGGGGCCAGCCUGCUGGAUGUGCUGGAUGUGACGGUUUUGAGAGAAGAAUGGAAAAGGGAAACCAAAGUGUUGAACAUACUGCUCUUCAUCAAGGUGUCGGUGUGGAGGGCCCUGUUCGGCAAGGAAGCGGACAAGCUGGAGCAGGCCAACGACUACGUCAAGACCUACUAUAUCAUUGAGAAAAAGCCCCUGAUCAACACCUUCACCUCGGUGCCCAAAGAAAACAAUACGCUCAACUGUGCCGCUUUCACCGGGGGCGCGGUGGAGGCCAUUCUCACACACAGAGGCUUCCCCGCCAAGGCUACGGUGCACCGGCACAAGGGCACCACUCUUAUGAUCAAGUUUGAUGAGGCCGUCAUCGCCCGAGACAAGACACUGGAGGGCAGAUAGGAUAGAGAGAGUUCAGAGGUGGUCGGACUGAGAUGUGAAAGGGAUGUACUGUAUACCCUAUUGGCUGUAUAAUGUAUAGUGCUUCCUUUCUUAUUCCCUAUACAUUUUAUUGUCCUGACAAAUGUGGGAGAUCGGAGAAAGUACUCACUUUAACUUCCCUAUCUGUUGGCAAGGUCAACGUACAUACUUGAAUAUUGCUACGUGGGUGGAGACAGUUUUUACAACAACGCAUCAAUUUGUGUACAUAGUUACAGAACUUCCCUACUAUGACUAACCCACUAUAACUAUGACAUGAUGCCUCUUCCACUGCCGUAAAUUAACUC
Messenger RNA from Oncorhynchus masou masou (cherry salmon), 860 nucleotides. Its product is annotated as trafficking protein particle complex subunit 5-like. The coding region runs from base 1 to 537 and encodes 178 amino acids. NCBI's taxonomy places the organism in Eukaryota, Metazoa, Chordata, Actinopteri, Salmoniformes, Salmonidae. The record is from RefSeq and is a predicted model, not a curated record. Gene Ontology annotation, biological process: endoplasmic reticulum to Golgi vesicle-mediated transport. The transcript has 3 exons. Gene Ontology annotation, cellular component: TRAPPII protein complex; TRAPPI protein complex; TRAPPIII protein complex.